Molecule: messenger RNA, 1060 nt
Organism: Branchiostoma floridae (Florida lancelet)
Lineage: Eukaryota; Metazoa; Chordata; Leptocardii; Amphioxiformes; Branchiostomatidae
Product: serine/threonine-protein kinase 19-like
Exons: 8
Coding region: 188-985 (265 amino acids)
Biological process (GO): positive regulation of Ras protein signal transduction; protein phosphorylation
Molecular function (GO): protein serine/threonine kinase activity
Source: RefSeq, a predicted model, not a curated record
CUAAAAUGGCGCUGUCGACGUGAUGUUUUGGUCACCAAAUCGAUGAAUAUUAAUCUUGAACAGCUGUUAGUGAGCUGAAUAAACGCCGGAUAUCGGCAGGAAUAGAAUGAGAAAGUUGUGUAAGGGGUUGACAAGCUGGGGAAGGUCCCAUUGGCCUCGUUCAAGACGCUAGCACGCAAUUGACAUAAUGAGCAAGCGUAAGGCUCUAAUGCCUGAUGUCUUCAAGCGGAGAAAGCGAGUUCACGUAGGUGCUCCUGUGAGACCCGCCCCCUCCAGUCCGCAGUGGGGUUCGGACAGCGAAGAACACAUCAGCGCGGCCGCGCCCAGCGACACGAAGGCCGCCAUGAUGUACCUGUGCUCGCUGUUCCCCAAGCAGACGUACGAGGGGAGGAUUCCUCCAAUCAUCAUGAAGCAUCAGCUGUACAGUGUGGUGAAGAAUAAGACUCUGGUGGACAGGCAACUGAACGACCUGAGAAAUGCACAUGAAGUAAAGAUGAUGAAGUUGGGGAACGAAGUAGACGAAUACUGCCUGGUCUUUACAGAGGACUACAAGAACCACAUCACAGCGUUUUAUGGCCAGGAGCUCUCCAAAACUGUUGAGAGGUUUCUAAAAGACGUGGUGAGCAGGACCAAUGAGAUGUGCGUGACCCAGCAAAUCAUGACGGACCACAAGUUCACGGAUGUGGAGAUCACGCAACUGGUGAAUGCUGGAGUGUUGACAGUCCGUGAUCUGGGCAGCUGGUGGCUCGCCAUUCCAGGGGCAGGGCUCUUUGUCAAACACUUCACAAAAGGUAGAAAAGCUAUCCUGGCUUCCAUAAGAAAAAGCAAGUACAAAGAAAUCCUGAAACAGGAACUGGAGUCCAGAAAGAUGACAGCCUCUGUGAAACUGGGGAUGUCUUAUCAUAUCCAUGAUAUCAUUGGGGGAGACCUGGUCACAUGCAUUGAGACCACGUCAGGAGAACUGCUAAGGCUGAAAGAUGACUGACAUCAGACUGUUGUGGUUAUGAUAUCGCUCAUGAUAGCCAAAAAUAUCAAUUGAUAUUGCUGCUGAAGUUUAAAA